This is a messenger RNA of Anastrepha ludens (Mexican fruit fly), 1535 nucleotides long. RefSeq lists its product as uncharacterized. The transcript is spliced from 3 exons. The record is from RefSeq and is a predicted model, not a curated record. Bases 286 to 1281 code for a protein of 331 amino acids. NCBI's taxonomy places the organism in Eukaryota, Metazoa, Arthropoda, Insecta, Diptera, Tephritidae. Gene Ontology annotation, biological process: axon guidance.
CUUCUCUUUCACGUUAGCCGCUCGAUUUAAUUUUUUGCUAUACUUUGCAUAUUAACGCGCUGGUCAUUGUAGUUUGAUCUAGCAUCCGAUCGUUGUGACAUGAAGCUGCGCGAAUAAAGUCGACAAGUAUUAUUUCAGUGUCGAUCCAAAAACAAUUAAUGGAAUUCAGCGAGAAUACAAUAAGUAACGUUAACCUAAGAAACACACCAUUUAGCUAAGUGCCCGCUAAGUAAACUUCGAAUACCACAUAAAACAUUACGAAUAAGAACCCAAGAAAGCAUUAACAUGUCAGAGUUGCAAGUGUUUACCACCAAUUAUACAACCACGUCGUCGCAAGAUAAGCUUGAGCUUUUUGAGCUACCGCAGAACUAUUCGAUACUCAUUAAUAAGCUGGAGCGUCUGGCACUUGGCCUAGACACGACGUUCAGUAAUCUCUCGUUGGAUCGUAAGGACGUCGAAUUGGCGGUUAGCGGAUCAAAUGAGUUUCUGGACGCCUUUGGUAGUCGUGUGCCACCUUCCCGCGUCAUACAUACGCGCCUUGAGUCCGAUAUACCGGCCGUAGUCAGUGACAUCUGGAUUGGUGUUAUACUGACGUUGCUCAUAGUGUCGGUGAUCUUCUUCAUUUGUUCCUGUUUUCUGUACCACAAAUUCCAGCAAUGGAAGAACUCAUAUCGCACCAAUCCAGAACCAGUUGAAAUUUGUCGACAUUUUCCACCGGACUAUGAGGUGGAGUCGCUUCCAUCGUAUACCAUCGUAUCCGGGCUGCCUACCUAUGAUGAUGCCUUGGAGGAAUUCCGAAAAGCUGGCAUACUUCUUUCUCCUCACAUGCCAGUGGUGAAGAUAUUUGAGAAGGAUGCCUCAGCUGCUGGCAACACAACUAAAGAAGAGCAAAUAUUCAAUAUGGAAAACGGUGCGAACACCGAUAGUGACAACAGUUCUCAUAAUGCGAACACAUUGUACAGCAUACCCUCGUCGCUUGCCCCGCAAGUGAUCGAGCUAUCGCCUGAACAAUUGGCAACUUUGUCACAAAAGCGUCUAUCCUUACAAAUAACCUUCAACAACUCGCUACGUCGCAAUUCGCGGCCACGCGGUGUCGACCUCUAUCGUCAGGUGAAUCGCAAUAAUUUGCUACGAUCGCAAGCUGUUGCCGCCGCUGCAGCUGCUCGAGAAGGUUUUCCACAAAUUCAUCGCUCAUCGUCGACACUGACUUUGCCAAAUGAGCCGCAUAUGUUAGAUCCACGGCUUAUGCAGCACCUGCAGCACCGAGGAUCCCUGUAUUGAUGGUGAUGCUGGUUCGAGGAUUGACAAGGUUGACAAGAGCAUACUUUUUGUGGAAUAUUUUAAUGAAUAAAUAUAAAAAUUAUGUACUUACAAUAUAAAUGUGAAGCUAUGCUGAAUUAAUGAAAAUGUGUACUUUUAAGUGUAAAAAAUUAUCUUUACUAUUAGUAUUUUUAAAUAUACGUAGUAUGUGUAUGUAGGCUUAAUAAAUAAAUAAUGAAUAAAAAUAUAUAAAUAUUAAAAAUAAAAACAGAAAA